Molecule: messenger RNA, 1059 nt
Organism: Prorocentrum cordatum
Lineage: Eukaryota; Dinophyceae; Prorocentrales; Prorocentraceae
Source: the annotation of a GenBank genome assembly
AUGACUGCGACGACUGUGUCAAGCAGCACUUCUGCGACUAGUACGUCGUUUAGCAGUACGAGUGGGACCCUCACGAGCAUUAGCGUUACCAGCAGCACUACGACCAGCAGAAGCGACACCACUACGACCGGUACCAGCGCCACGAGCUUGUCGGCGUCGUCGACAGCCACGACGACUUCCUACAUGGACUACACGUUGCUGCCUCCCGGUCAGACGUGCCAUGAGGCCGGCAUGCAGGACAUACAAGUGUCUGCAGAGUGUUUUGGCCCUGCCAUGGUUUCCGUCAACCUCAGCUCCGCUGGAACUCAGGAUUUCACGGACGACGCCAUGCCGUUCACAUGCGUGCAUGUGGCCUCGAAAGAUGCGGUAUACUUUGGAGACUCUAGCUCCGACACCGCGUCGCCCAACCCGACAUACCAGUACAUCUGUAUUGGCAUCCUGACGACGACUGUUACGUCGGUGAGCAGUACAAGCGGCAGCAGCACGAGCGUGACCAGCAUGACCAGCAGGAGCAGCACGGGCAGCAGCAGGACUCUGACCAGCAGCAGCAUCGCCAGCAGCAGCACCAGCAUGACCAGCAGCAGCAGCAGCAGCAUUACCAGCAUGACCAGCAGCAGGACUCUGACCAGCAGCAGCAGCAGCACGAGCGUUUCCAGCAGCACUGCGAGCAGCAGCAGCACAGCGACCAUUACGUCGGCGAGCAGCAGCACCACUGUGCACAGCACUACUGGCACUGGCAGCCGCAUGUCAUCUGGAACCAGCUCAACAAAUAUUGCUACCGAUCGGAUCCAAGACUCUGUUUCGAACAGUGAGGCGCCACUUCAACUAAGCGGAUCGAUUUGGGCUUCAUUUGCAGAUCCAGACGCGCUCUGGAAUGAUUCAGAGGCUGCGGAUACUGUCUUGAACGCGUUUCGUCUCACAAUCUCUCAGGUAGUGAGCAUACCAGCGAGCUGCGUAUCCGUUUGGUACGGAAAGUCCCGGAGGGUCAGGGCCGCCACGCGACGGCUCACGGGGGAAACCCUGGAGGUGGAAUUCAGCAUCGACGUGCCCCUAGACAGC